UCAUCACCCUUAGAUGUAUUGCUGCAAAACCCCUAAAACCCCUCUAAUGGCAUCCCUCAAUACACUCAUCCAAAAUCCAUUCACCAAAUAACCAAAAAAAAAAAAAAAAAAAAACCACCAAUGAUACACCUAAAAAAAAUUCAAUCUUUACAUUUUCUAACAAAUUUUCAACUCCAUAAACUUGCCUUAAACCCAAUAAUAUCAUCAACAUGCUUAAACUCUUCAACCCCAUAUCAAAUUACACACUUUUCACAAUCUUUUUUAAGACCUUUUUCAGUUUCAACUCAGUUACAAAAAGAACCAACAAGUUCAGAAAAGAAAAAAACAAAGAAACCAUUGAGUAUUUUCUUUCAAGAAUCUGUUGGUCUAUUAGAAAAAUCUGAACAAUCAGAAAGUGAGGAUGAAACUGACAAUGAAAGUGAAAACAAGGGACUAAAGUGUAGAUUAAGAAAGUUAGAGGAUGAAGUUAGGAUUUUGCAGGAAAAGAGAAAAAAUGAAAAGGCUAAUAGGAAGGAAAAUGGGGUGUUGGAAAAUGAGGUAAAGAGUAAAAAAUUACAUGAAUUAUUUGUAAAUGAGGUGAAAUCAAGAAAGUCAACGCCGUUGACUAUGGAUGAUCAUACAGUGUACAAAGAGCUUUCACCUGAUAUGGUGAUGUUUGUGACACAUUUAUAUAAAGAAGGGUAUUUUAAAGAUGCAAACUUUUUGCCUAGGAAGAAGUUUGAUAUUACUUGCUUUGAGAAUAGUUAUGGUCGCGAUUUUGUGAAGUAUGCAGCUGAGCAGUUUGGUAGAGAUCACCAGGAGAUUGCUAAAUGGUUGUCUGGCAGUGACUUGAAAAAGGUGGCCCUUUUUGGUUGCCCUUCUAUCGCAAAGAAGACUGUUUUUUCUGCUAAGAGGUUGCGUGCAUAUUUCAGAAUUCAAGAAGAUAAUGUAUGCAGCAAAUGUGCCUUAAAAGCGUCAUGCAAGUUUGUGAAUCAGAGUGUUUGGAACCGCGAUAUGGACAAUUUACACUUGCCUGUAGUAAUGCGGGUUAUUACUCUGUACGCGCUGGAAUCAGUUCCUCCCCAGUUAGUAAUACCAGAUGAAAUAAAGACUUCUGUCAAUAGAUUGCUGAUGGACAUUUUGAGACUUAGUCAAACUGUGUGUUAAUGCUUCUUCAGUAUCAGACAAGUAGAUCAGCAUACAGCUAUAUGCUGACACGAUCUUUUUUUGUUUCUUUU
Molecule: messenger RNA, 1217 nt
Organism: Lycium ferocissimum
Lineage: Eukaryota; Viridiplantae; Streptophyta; Magnoliopsida; Solanales; Solanaceae
Exons: 3
Coding region: 121-1146 (341 amino acids)
Cellular component (GO): cytoplasm
Molecular function (GO): mRNA binding
Source: RefSeq, a predicted model, not a curated record